Molecule: messenger RNA, 4918 nt
Organism: Prionailurus viverrinus (fishing cat)
Lineage: Eukaryota; Metazoa; Chordata; Mammalia; Carnivora; Felidae
Gene: RNF24
Product: ring finger protein 24
Exons: 6
Coding region: 194-640 (148 amino acids)
Cellular component (GO): endomembrane system
Molecular function (GO): ubiquitin protein ligase activity; zinc ion binding
Source: RefSeq, a predicted model, not a curated record
AGGCGCGGUGCCCGCCCCUCCCCCGCCGGGCCCGCCCCUCGUUGGGGGCCGCCGAGCGCAGUCUACCGCCGCCACCUCAGCCGCGCUCUGUCCCGACGGACGCUCGCCGCCAGCAGUCUGCCGCCCGUCGCUCGCCUCCCGGCGCUGACCGUUCCGCACGCCCGCCGCCGCAGCCGGCGCACCCGAUUCAUCCAUGAGCUCGGAUUUCCCACAUUACAACUUCAGGAUGCCUAAUAUUGGAUUCCAGAAUCUGCCUCUCAACAUAUAUAUUGUGGUUUUUGGCACUGCUAUAUUUGUCUUCAUCCUUAGUUUACUCUUCUGUUGCUACUUGAUUAGGCUAAGACAUCAAGCACACAAAGAAUUUUAUGCCUACAAACAGGUUAUAUUAAAAGAGAAAGUAAAAGAACUGAAUUUACAUGAGCUCUGUGCAGUGUGUCUAGAAGACUUCAAGCCUCGAGAUGAGUUGGGCAUUUGUCCAUGUAAGCAUGCCUUUCACAGAAAGUGCCUUAUUAAGUGGCUCGAGGUUCGUAAAGUAUGUCCACUGUGCAACAUGCCAGUUCUGCAGCUGGCCCAGCUGCACAGUAAGCAGGACCGUGGACCCCCGCAGGGGCCCCUGCCCGGGGCAGAGAACAUCGUAUAGCUCCCCCAAGGACCAAACUGCUGUGGGAUCCGACAUCCAUAUGGAGCCAGGAGGAACACAAGCGGUCUCUGCGUUGGCUGCUCUACCUGGGGCACCAGCUGCCACUUCCUUUGCCUCAUGAAGAACUCGGGCCAGCUACGCUGGGAAGCCAGACUGCUGGGUCUUGUGACAACCAAAGCACGCUGACACUACCCCAUGCCAAGAGAAGAGGAGUGGAUGAUGGAUAAGCCUUCCGGUUACAUUCAAGAAAUUUCAUGAGGGUCUCUUACUGACGCCAUUACUCUGUCUCCCAGAUACUUUUCUCCAUGUCAAGGUGAAUCUUUAUCAAGCAGAAGGCAAGAUAGGAUUGUUAGAGAAGGGAACUGAGGGCAGGUGUUUAAAGCCCCCCCGCCCCCCCCCCCCACCCUGUGGACAGAUGAGCUUCUAUGCAGACCGUGCAUGCUUUUGCAGCAGCAGACCCUCCUGGCAGUCCCUGAGCCAAGUAAAACCAGCGGUUACCUCAGUUGAAGCCCGACUGGUUGCCAGUGAUUGGUGAGGCAGUGUCAACAAGGCUUUUCACAUUAUGUUCCUUUGAUAAAGUCAUCUUGGAACCCAGGGGCUUUGGUUACCACAGAGCAGCAGUGCCCCCUCGCCACUCCUUCUCUCUCAAGUUCAUGACACUUGCUUAUCAAAUCAUCUAAACACAUUAGGUGCGCUUGGAAAGGCUGGUCAGAAGUCAUUUCCUCUUAUUCUUGCCCGCCCCCCCAAGCUCCCCAGUGAAGCCCAGCCAGGCCGCCCAUCUGGAGCCCCAGCAGGGGAUGUGCUGUCCGUGUGUGACCCAGGGAGCCUCAGGGUCCUGCCCACCCCCAUACAGUGGGGUUCCAGUGCAGCUGCUGGUCUUAGCCCACUGCCUCAGUAAGGAGCUGCUGUGAGCCUCUCAGAUGGCUCCCAAGGGGAGCUUCUUCCUGAGAAUGGCCAGUCUUCCCGGCCCUGCUGAGACGAGAGGAUGCUGACUCCCUUGCCUCUCUCCACUCCUUCCGUUUCCUUCCCUCUCCUGCCCUGUAUUUCUACUUGAGAAAAUGCCUGUCAUUGGCUUUUUAACAAUUUGAAGCAUCCCAAAUGAGAUCUUUCUGUAAUUCUGAAGCGAGGGAUCCACUUGAAAUUGUAAAUAGUUUCAGGAAGCUCCCGUAGGGCUGUUCACCCAUUGGUGUGUGCCUCAGUAUUCAGACUUGCGAUAAGUAAUUUAAAGUGUCUUUAUAGGAGAGAAGUGCAUGCUGCUCUCUGGCUCUUUCCAACUUUUCUAGAAAUGACUGAAGAGUCCAUUCGGAUUCAUGAAUACUGUAUAAAUUUGCCAUCUGAAGUGGCUUUGGGUCAGAUAGAAAGUUCUUUUCCACGGCACUGCUUUCCACCUCCUUCUGUUAUAGGGUGGACUCUUCGUCAAGAGCUUUGCCUCUGCUCCAUUCCCCAGGUGUGCGUGAGGACAGUUUCUCAUUGGAAAUGUGGUCUGCAUGGUAUGGAGAGAGAAUGGAGGAAGCUUUACUACUCUGUUCAUGGCAUGUCUCCAGGGAUUUUUUUCUGGAUUCGUCUCUACCAUCUUAGAAUGGGAGACAGAACCUGUCCUUGGCUCAGAUGGCUGGGGUCAGAUGAGGAAAAUUCCCAUUAGCCUAGGAAAGUGCUGGACAAAAUCCAGUUUGGAAAAUUACAAAUCCAGUUGGUCAGAAUUGGCUGUUUCCUCCUUGUGACCUAUUCAUGUCACGCCAACUGGCUGCUUCAACAGGGCAAGGAAGUGUGGGGUACUUUUAUAUGAAAGCCUUAGCCUGUUGGGCAUCCUUGAAAAGAGAUUUUCAUGCGCUCCUACUUUCACCAUUUCUGCGUUGUGUCGGUAGCACAAUGGAGUUGAAUACUGCAAAGCACCCAGUUUACAGUGAAAUGUUUCCAGUGACCAGUGUCAAAAGUAGGUCUGCUUCUAACGAGCCUCAGUUGUGGCCAACACCCACCAUUCCCCAUGGGAUGGCUUGGGACAGAUCUCACCUUGUUACGAGGUUCCAACAGGAAAGAGAAUUUUUCCCCUGAAGGGAGGAAUUCGCAUGCUCUAAAAACUGCAAAUGAUUUCAGCUCACAGCUUUGGCAAGAUUAUAACUCAUCGGUUGCAGCUUUUUUCUGUCCCUGUAUGUGUGGGUAGAUUAGUUCAUUUCCCUGUCACAGGAAGGGCAAGUUGAUCUGGUUGGUGCAUAGUUCCAGCCAUUAGAGGAAAGCGCCAGAAUGCCGUUCACUCUCCAUUGGGCACCAACCCCCAUGAGGUGCCGCUAACGUGACCUCCACACCUGUGAAUGCGGAAGGCUUUUUAAAUGCCACCCUUUCACCAGGGUGGGGCUGGAUAUGGAGUGGUGAAUAUUCACUCUGCUCGCCAUCUCCUUUCUUGGCUCGGUGUCCCACUGCAGCUCAGCCAGUGUCACCCAGAGUAGUCGUUCCUGCCACUCUUAGCAAGACAACCUGAAUGCACUGCUCCCCACACCUGGGUCCUCCUCCAGGACUCUGUGCUGCACUGUCAUUAUUGCCAAUGGCCAGGGCUUAAUUUACAUCUUCAAUUCUGAUUCAAACACAGUUGUCUGUGGACAAGGUUAAAUCUUCAUCUGAACUUUUUAAAGAAUGGGUUAAGGAUCCCCUAAUACUCUUGGCACAGGCUCACACCUUACACUGAGGCCACCCUGGCCACAUCUAUCUUUUGUUAGGAAGUUGUUGGUGAUCUUUUGUUAAUCUGUAGACAUGUGGGGACUUUGGUCUGCUCUUGGGCCACUGGGGGGGUGACAUAGCAGGUUUUGGGGGUUUGUUUUGUUUUGUUUUGUUUUUUACUUUGUCUUGCUGUGUCUAAACAGCUCAAAGAUCAGAUGUUACUUGUAUGCCGUGGGUUAAAAGAAUGUAACUCAGCCCCAACUGAACUCCAUGGGUGGCUGCAUCAUUAUCUAGUUGUUGCUAGAAGUACAGCCGAAUUCAGGUGGCUUUAGAAACAGGGAACAAAACCAGCCUGACUUGAUUCCUGAUGAAGUAGGCAUAAGACAUUGUCAUCUGCCGCUUCUCUCUGCCACAGUGUGAUGUGGUUGGUCCUGUCCCUGGCAGGUGAGGUCCUUGUAGCCUGUGCCCACCAAGGCAGGGAGCUGGACUAGACAGAAAUGGCCAGAUGCGAGUAGAUGGCCCACGGGGAAGUCUAAGCUGAGGAAUACAGGGAACAUUCCAUCAUUGCCAGAUAGCCUGUUCUUAACACAUCUUGACAAAAUUAAGAUCCUUUGCCCCAGUGCCAAGUCCCUUGGACCCAUUAGAGGACCAAUUUGUACCUUUCCACAGCCCCACUCCAAAGCCUGCCACCUCUGUGGCCUGGUCUUGCUCUGCUAAGCUAUUCUGAACUGUAGUAGUUUUUCUGAAAGUCUUUCUGAGAAUUACGAAAUGAACACAGGGAGGAUCUGGACAGAAAAAGUGCUGAGUGAGUUUAAUCGUCCCUUGCCAUUCACCAGCCAUGUGUCUUUAUGCAAGUUAGCCUCCCGAAGCUGAUUUCCUUCUCUGCCCUCUAAGAAUUGUAGUGACAUUUUUGCUGGCUCUCAUGAGGACCAUACAUGUCCAAAGCCUGGUGGGCAGUAGGCCUGGGGUUGUGGAAGUUCCUAAUUAUAGGCAGGAUCAUGCCAGUCACAUAGGGCUCCUCUGUAGCUCAGGUAGCAACAAAACCUCAGCAAGAGCCUCCUGAGAUACAGGAGCUCCCUUGGGGUAGGGCCUGCGUUUACCUGGGUCCCUUCCUUUUCCUCUCCUGAUCUUGCCAGUCACCUCCAUCUGUCUUUGCCCAUGGUGCUCCUUGGCAGCUAUUCCAUAAAUUUUUGAAUAGGUAAUCCCUUCAUAUAAUUCACAAAUCACGAGUCUUCCUUGCAUCCCUGACCUAGCGAGCCCAACUUAUUGCCCCUUGAACACCCGCUGUGUUCCACUAUGUUCCAUGUAGAUCCUUCCAGUGACCAUUUGUGCAUAAACAGGGAUUACACACGUGUAUAUAUAACUCUUCUCUUUUACUCAUGUGAUACCAGACCAGUAUAUCCAAGGAGCAUUCCUAUUCAUGGGGGAAGAGCCAUCUCAGAAGUCUGAAUAUCUGUACAAGGUGAGCCCAUAAUUGGAGGAUGUCUUUGCAAUCACAUUCCCUUUUGAAUAAGGCAUUUUUUAUUGAUUGCAGCAUACUAAAAUUCUAGUUUUCCAUACAAAGCAGAAAUAGCAAUCCCUCCCUGACCCUUACCACACACUCAGAUAAUAUGAGAGCACCACCAG